CUUGAAAGCAAAACUUACACUGUGGAUAUUCCAAUAAAUGUUGUUGGUGGUGAAUCUGCAUUGAUAACUUUCAAUGGAAUCGGGUACGACACGAGGGUAAUGGGAUCAACAAUGGCGAUUAUGGAUCAACAUCCCGAAUAUAACUCGGUACCAAGUGAACAAAAAGUUCCUGUUCCUGGACAGUUACUAUUUCUAUCCGAAGAGCGAAUUAGUUUUGGGAAUGUUCCGUUGUUCAGUCGAUCUCGUCACAUAGUUUUCCUCAACAAUAAAUCCAUUGAUCGGCAUUUUUCUUAUUCAUGGCACGCAGCUUCAGAUGUUGUUAAUGACGUACUACGUAUUGAACCGGUCCAUGGCUACCUGAAGCCUGGGCAAUCAAAGAUGACAAAAGUUACCUUCUAUGCGACUGGUCAACCUGCAUUUUAUGAUUUGGAUCUGAUUUGCGAGGUGGUGGAUGAAAUAAAAAUGUCAAACUUCAAAACUGAACUUCAAGCUUGGGAGGCAGAACAGGAACGACAAUCUGUUGAAUUUGUCAUCUCUGAAGAAGACAUUGUUGACACAACUGAUACUCAUGCGUCAUCUGUGUCACCGCGAAGAAAUCUUGAAAAUAUCUUAAACAAAAAUAAUUCUCGAUUGAGGCUAACAGAGAGUCAGUUAUCUACUGCACAAGUGGAUUACAAAACCUUCCAAACGCUUCCGCCAAUCAGAUUCGAGGACCCAGUCAAGUUGCCAAGCAACAGAUCUCGAUUGUUACGACACAAAGCCGAUUCCGACGAGUGGGUUCAACCCCAACCCCCCCAGCCAUUCAUCUUCCACCUCGGAGUCACUGCAAGAACACACGGCAUCGAAGAAUUUCGUAGCAAUUUCGCCGAGCAAAGCAAAAAUCAUUUUAUUGACAGAACGCUUCAAAUAAGUUGUCCUGUAGCGAUAAAAUCUCCAAGUGAACAAUAUUCAUUGACUAUCUGUGAUGAAGAAGAAAAAGAAAUUAUUACAUCAGUCAUGUCGAAUAUCAUCAGGGGGUUAUUGGAUGAUCCAACUUUCCAAGUUGCUGCAAAAGAUGCAGGUUCCGAACCAAUUCCAUACUUUCCGCAACUUGCACAAGAGAAAGAACUUGAAGAAGUUGAAAAAACUAAAGAAGAAGGAAAGGAAACACCACAUGACGAGGUUUCUGUUAAAACGCCGAAGAAACUAAUGGAUGAAAUACUGAAGCAAAGUGAAGAGAGUCGUCCAAUGUCACGUGAUUCAAACACUACAACAGCUUCGGAUAAUAAAUCACUUGCGCUCUCGUGUACUCACAAACAAAUACAAGAACAAGAAAUAAAAAGGAGUCCAAUGUUUGGCGGAAUUUUGGAAGAAAUACUUUCAUCUACAAUCAGUAACAUAAUCGAUGAAGCGUUAACUGGUGAUGUCAUACUUACUGCUCGUCCACGUGUUGUCGCUUUACCGCCAUCUCGCGGUCAAAGUGCCAGCAGCAGCUCAUCGUUGUCGCACAAGAGUGGUUCCUCGAACAGUAGACGUCGUCGCCAACACAGCAAAAGUUCGGCCAAAAGAGGAAAUUCUGCUAAAUCACAAUGAAUAUGUUUUGUAUUUUUAAAAUAUUUGUGUGAAGAUUUUAUUUAUCUAACAAUUCUUCAUAUUUA
Messenger RNA from Ciona intestinalis (vase tunicate), 1637 nucleotides. Lineage: Eukaryota; Metazoa; Chordata; Ascidiacea; Phlebobranchia; Cionidae. The record is from RefSeq and is a predicted model, not a curated record.